Messenger RNA from Metarhizium robertsii ARSEF 23, 1998 nucleotides. Its product is annotated as ATP-dependent RNA helicase DED1. Gene Ontology annotation, cellular component: nucleus. Bases 1 to 1998 code for a protein of 665 amino acids. Gene Ontology annotation, molecular function: RNA helicase activity; ATP binding; RNA binding. NCBI's taxonomy places the organism in Eukaryota, Fungi, Ascomycota, Sordariomycetes, Hypocreales, Clavicipitaceae. The transcript is spliced from 2 exons. The record is from RefSeq and is a predicted model, not a curated record.
AUGGCGGAACAACUUAACAUGGGCGGCUUGAGCCUUGGCGAUGGCCAACAGCCUCAACGCUCGUACAUCCCGCCCCAUAUGCGAAACCGUCCUUCUGCACCCCCGCCCCCCGCUGCUGCUCCCAUGAACGGCGGUGCCCCCAACGGUGCUCCCAAUGGCCUCAGCAAUAGCUCUUGGGCUGGCAACAACACUAACUAUGCUGGUCGCCAGCAGAACAACUAUGGACCUGACGGCGGUGCCCCCCCUACUUUCCAGAGUAACCGUCGCGGCGGUUGGGGUGGCCGUGGAGGUGGUUACUCAGGUGGCCACGAUGGUCACUCUGGCGGUGGUGGCUACACAGCCCGAGGCUCUGGCGAUGGCCAGUGGCGCGAUGGAAAGCACAUUCCCGGACCGGCUAACCCCCGUCUGGAGCGUGAUCUCUUUGGCACAGCAGACGAUCCUUCCAAGCAGCAUACCGGUAUCAACUUCGAGAAGUACGACGAUAUCCCCGUUGAGGCGUCUGGCCACGAUGUCCCUGAGGCCGUGCUCCAGUUCACCACCCCCCCUCUGGACGAACACCUCUGCCGCAACAUUGAGCUGGCUCACUACAAGGUUCCCACCCCUGUCCAGAAGUACUCUAUCCCUAUCGUCAUGGGCGGACGCGAUCUCAUGGCUUGUGCUCAGACUGGUUCUGGCAAGACUGGUGGUUUCCUCUUCCCCAUACUUUCCCAGGCGUUCAUUAAUGGCCCUUCGCCCGUGCCAGCCAAUGCUGCUGGCCAGUUUGGCCGUCAGCGCAAGGCCUACCCCACCUCAUUGAUCCUUGCUCCCACCCGUGAGCUGGUUUCUCAAAUCUAUGACGAAGCCCGCAAAUUUGCCUACCGAUCCUGGGUCCGCCCCUGCGUUGUCUACGGCGGUGCCGAUAUCGGCUCCCAGCUCCGCCAGAUCGAGCGAGGUUGUGACCUCCUGGUUGCCACUCCUGGUCGUCUGGUCGACCUGAUUGAGCGAGGCCGCAUCUCCCUCUGCAACAUUAAGUAUCUUGUUCUGGAUGAGGCUGAUCGCAUGCUUGACAUGGGUUUCGAGCCCCAGAUCCGUCGCAUUGUUGAGGGUGAGGACAUGCCCCCUGUGGCUGAUCGUCAAACUCUGAUGUUCUCGGCCACCUUCCCUCGCGAUAUUCAGAUGCUUGCCAGAGAUUUCCUCAAGGACUACGUUUUCUUGUCCGUCGGUCGUGUUGGUUCCACAUCCGAGAAUAUCACCCAGAAAGUCGAGUUUGUUGAGGACAUUGACAAGCGAUCUGUCCUCCUCGACAUCCUCCACACCCACGCCGGUGGUCUGACCCUUAUCUUCGUCGAGACCAAGCGCAUGGCCGACUCGCUCUCCGACUUCCUCAUCAACCAGAGCUUCCCGGCAACCUCUAUUCACGGUGACCGUACCCAGCGCGAGCGCGAGCGUGCCCUCGAGUUCUUCCGCAAUGGUCGAUGCCCGAUCCUGGUAGCCACUGCCGUUGCUGCUCGUGGUCUUGAUAUUCCCAAUGUCACUCAUGUUAUCAACUACGAUCUGCCCACCGAUGUCGAUGACUAUGUCCACAGAAUCGGUCGUACUGGCCGUGCUGGAAACACUGGUAUUGCCACUGCUUUCUUCAACCGCGGUAACCGUGGUAUCGUCCGUGAGCUUAUGGAGCUUCUCAAGGAAGCCAACCAGGAGGUUCCCCCCUUCUUGGAGGCCAUUGCUCGUGAGUCAUCCUUUGGCGGCGGCGGCCGAGGCGGCCGAUCUCGUGGUGGUGGUGGUGGUGGUGGCCGUGGCUCGGCUAAUCGCGAUUUCCGCAAGUUUGGCGGAGGUGGCGGCGGCGGCGGCGGCUUCGGCGGCAACAGCGGUGGUGGUUUCGGUGGCCCCCAGCAGAGCUCUGGUUACGGCAGCGGCUUCGGUGGUCCUCAGGGCGGCUAUGGAGGUGGCGGUGGUUACAGCGGCGGCGGCGGCAGCUACGGAAACCCUGGCGGCCCUGGUGCUCAGUCCUGGUGGUAG